Molecule: messenger RNA, 839 nt
Organism: Helianthus annuus (common sunflower)
Lineage: Eukaryota; Viridiplantae; Streptophyta; Magnoliopsida; Asterales; Asteraceae
Product: 50S ribosomal protein L17, chloroplastic
Exons: 2
Coding region: 95-697 (200 amino acids)
Biological process (GO): translation
Cellular component (GO): cytosolic large ribosomal subunit; ribosome
Molecular function (GO): structural constituent of ribosome
Source: RefSeq, a predicted model, not a curated record
AUUGAAAUGAGGCAGAUAGAUAGCCUGUUAUCCACUACAAAACAUCAUCUUCUUCACCAUCACCAACAAUUGCAGACUUCUUCAUACAAUAACAAUGGCGAGUGCCACAACUACAUGGAGCAUGUCGUCACUCAAAUCCUCACUUCCUUCAAUCUCCACUUCCACUUCUUCAGUUCGUUGCUCGUUUCGUCCCCCAAAUUUCACUCGAGUUAAACCUAAUUGCAAGCCUGUGUUUGGCUCUUUUCUCGGUCUCGCUCCUCUUAACCCUAUUCCAAAUCUCACUUCAGGAAACAACAGUUACGAGCAUAACUUCACCAUAAUCGACAAUGGUGGUCGUGUCUCUGCCAUGAGACACGGAAGGCGGGUCCCUAAGCUCAACCGUCCACCAGACCAGCGAAAAGCGCUCCUUCGUGGGCUAACCACUCAACUUUUAAAACAUGGACGCAUCAAAACCACCAGAGCACGAGCGAGUGCCGUGAGGAAAUAUGUUGACAAGAUGAUCACGUUGGCCAAAGAAGGCUCACUUCACAAAAGGCGACAGGCCCUUGGGUUCAUUUAUGAAAAGCAAAUUGUGCAUGCAUUGUUUGCUGAGGUCCCCGAAAGAUACGGUGAAAGGAAUGGAGGGUACACAAGGAUCAUUAGAACUUUGCCUAGAAGAGGGGAUAAUGCACCCAUGGCAUACAUUGAGCUUGUUUAGUUAUGUAAUGUGUUAUUUCUAUCUAUGUUAAAUGUUAUAGCUAUUCGCUUUUUUUUUUUUUGAACGGAUGUUUUGUUGGUGUAUAAUACGAUUUUGAACUGGGCUUAUUGCGGUUUGUAUGAAGCUGAUGGUUGAUCUAGGA